CAAUCAUUUAAACCUUAGGAAAAUUACCGCACGUUAUAUACCGAAAGAUCUUACUGAUUUUCAACGGGCUGAACGAGUUCGAAUAUGUAAAGAAAACUUAUCAAAAUUUCAACAAGGAACAUGGCGAUUAUGUGACAUAAUUACUGGUGACGAAUCGUGGUUUUAUCAUAAACAGAUUGGUCGAAAGACUUCAAAUGCAGCGUGGGUGAGAAGAGGAGAUCCUCCACCUACUGUAGUUCGUCAAAGUAAGUAUGCUCCAAGGACCUUAUUAGCCAUCUUUUUCAAGUCGAACGGUCCUCUGCUUAUUCAUCGUUUGGAACGAGGACAGACUAUGGACCACCGUUAUUAUAUUGAUAAUUGUUUACGUCCUCUUAUCGAUGAAAUUAAACGUCAAAGACUUUCAUGUGGAACCCAUGACAUUAAAAUUCAUCAUGACAAUGGAAAACCACAUGUUCAUAGGGAUGUGUGUACUUAUCUUGAAUCAAAAGGUUUUACAAUUAUGCCACAUUCACCUAAUUCUCCGGACCUAUCUCCUUGCGAUUUUUGGUUAUUUGACUUAAUCAAAGAUAAUCUGUCUGAUCAAAGUGAUUCACAAUCAUUAUAUGACGCGGUGGUCAAUUUCAUGUAUUCUUUGAGUAACGAAGAAUACAAGAAAACCUUUGAAAAAUGGAUGGAAAGAAUGCAAUUAUGUAUAGAUAAUCAAGGUGGUUAUUUCGAACAUUUGAUAAAAUAA
This is a messenger RNA of Rotaria sp. Silwood1, 733 nucleotides long. Lineage: Eukaryota; Metazoa; Rotifera; Eurotatoria; Philodinida; Philodinidae. The record is from the annotation of a GenBank genome assembly.